Cantharellus anzutake is the source of this 357-nucleotide messenger RNA. RefSeq lists its product as uncharacterized. The record is from RefSeq and is a predicted model, not a curated record. The transcript is spliced from 3 exons. NCBI's taxonomy places the organism in Eukaryota, Fungi, Basidiomycota, Agaricomycetes, Cantharellales, Hydnaceae. The coding region runs from base 1 to 357 and encodes 118 amino acids.
AUGGAGAAAAACCCUUACCUCGACCCUGCUGCGCAAGCAUUUCUCGAGGAGUUUAGAUUCGGAUUGUCCUCUGUCCGAGACGUGAGCGCUGAACUCGAUCAUCGUGUCAAGGCGCUCAAGGCAAUCGGAGGGUUCUCUUCUGUCUACGCGACCGAUUGGGCCCCGCCAGGUGCCGAGACCAUUCGAGUGUGUUACAAAGAAUUGCGGCCACUUUCCAGCAGUAUGCCGGAGCAAAUUAACCAGACUAGAAAAUUAAUGAAACAUUUGACUCAUGAAGUCAAGAUAUGGAAGGAACUACGGCAUCCCAAUAUCCUUGAGUUCAUCGGAUAUGCCAUUGCGGCGAACGCUCGGACAUGA